AUGUCACAAACUGAAAUAGUUGAAGAUAUGGCAUCGCCACCACCACCACAAAUUGUUCCAACAUCACAAUUAGACAUUGAGCCAAUUGAAUAUGCAUCAUCAAUGACAUCAGCUUAUCAACAAGAGGAAUUAGAUGAUGAAACGGAUAUUGAUUUGGCUAAGCCUGAAUUCGACGGUUUAUGGGAUAAACAACCAGUUAAACAAGAUAUUGAUCCACUUUUUAAUCGAUCAAAACAUUGGAAAACAAAAAUGGAUAAAGAUAUUUUACAACGAACAUUAACGAAAUUAAAAGAAAAUAUUGUUCGUGAACAAGUUGUUGGUACUAAACGUUUCGAAGGACCUGUACCAUUUAAAAGUGAUCCAUCAGAAAUUAUUUUUAAAGAUUUUGAUGUUAAUAAAGUUUAUCGAACACGAGUUACAUUAACGAAUGUAACAUUAACAAUUAAUACACUUAAACUAGUCGAUUUAUCUGAAUCAUUAAAAGAUUUUAUUACACUCAACUUUGAACCACCAGGAAUGAUUUCUGCUGGAAUGUCUUGCUAUCUUUAUGUCACAUUCGAACCAAAAAUUAAUGAAAAUCUUCGUGGUGAAAUAAAAUUUCUAGCUCAAACAGGCAUGUUUACUGUUCCAAUUCGUUGUGAAAUAAAAAAAGUUGAAUUAUCGUUGAAUAAAACAACAGUUAAUAUUGGAACGACAGUUGUUGAUGAACGUCUUCAUCAAAGUAUUACACUUCGUAAUAAUGGUGGUUUAGGUACAAAUUAUCGUUUGGUUAAAACAAGUUUAUUACGUGCUGAACAAAAUAAAACUGAAGUUAUUAAUAAUCAUAAAGAAGAAAUUAAAACAGACGAAUCAAAACCAUCAUUAGACAAAGAAACAUCAACCGUGUCAGAUGCAACAGAUAUAGCUAAUAAAGAAUAUAUUGAAGUUUUUACAAUAAAAACUGAUGAACGGGGCUUUCUUGAACCACAUUCAUCGAUUUCAUUUACAAUUGAAUUUAGUGCUCCCGUAGCUGGAACUUUUCAUGAAGAAUAUACUCUUGUAUUUGAUCAAAAUGUUCCUGAAUUACAUUUUUCUGUCAGUGCUCAAUCACUUGAUGUACCUGUUUGGGUAGAAAAUCCUUCGAUGGAUUUUAAAAUUUGCAUGUUUGAUCGUUUAUAUCAAGAUGCACUUAUUUUACAUAAUCGAAGUUCAGCUGCACUUCGUGUUUCAGUUGAUAUUCAACCACGUAUAUUACAAAAUUAUAUUGAAAUUGUUCCACGUACAGCUUAUAUACAAGCAAAAUCAAGUUUUAAUUUACAAGUUAAAUUAACUGCACAUCCAUCAAUUAUUGAUGAUGAUUUAUCAAAUGAAAUAUUUGAUUCACAAUUAAAUACAUUAAUUAUUCCACUUGAAGUUAAAGUAGCUGAUCAAAUUCGAACUGUACCAUUUAGUAUAAGUGCGAUAUUAACAACAAGUGAUCUACAAUUUGAUGUUGACAAUAUUGAUUUUGGAUGUUGUACAACAAGUGAAAGUGUUUUAGCUAAAAUUCAAUUAAAAAAUAAUUCACUAUUAGCACAACCAUUUGGAUUUGUUAAUUUACCUGAUUACAUUCAAGUACAACCAAAUGAUGGUUUUGGUACCUUAUUACCCGAAGAAACUAUUGAUUUACAUGUUUUAUUUAGUCCAACAGCAACAAAAGAAUAUCGAUGUACACUUGUAUGUAAAUCACUUGUUAAUCGUGAAUUUACAAUUGAAUGUCAAGGUGUUGGUGUUUUACCACCACUUUCUUUAUCAUCAACAGUUAUUCAUUUUCCAGCUACACCAAUUAAUGAUCAAUCAAUCGUUAGUUUUUAUGUUGAAAAUCGACAUUUAGAUAAAAAUCAUUUUAAACAUCCUGUACCACGUAUUGGAAACGGUGAAUUUGCUCCAAUUGGUCCAACAUCAUUUCAAUUUGAUGUUCCCGCAAAUGCACCAAUUACUAUUUCACCUCUUGUUGGUACUGUUGAACCAGGACGACGACAAAAAAUAACAGUACGAUUAGCACCUAAAUUAGAUAAUGAACAAAUUCGUACUGAAUCCGUUCGUAUAAGAGAAGCAGAAUUAAAACGACAAUUAGAAUCUAAAGAAAAAGAAUCAUCAAAUAAAGGCGAAUCAAGAACUAGACCUCCAGGAACAACAGCUUCAGUAAGUCGAAAACUUGAUACUCAUGGAACAAUGAAUACCGAAAUUAGUCUUCAUCCUGCUACAGAACAAUCAACUGUUUGGUCAAUAGCUCAAUUAUCUGUAUUAAAAUCAUUUCCAUCAUCACUUUCUUCAUUUCUUAUUCCAUGUUAUGUUGUAUCAGGUAUAUGUCAAAAACCUGGUACAUUAAAUUAUGAUGUUGCAAAUACAUUAUUUAUUCAAAUACAUUGUCCUAUUGUAAGACCAGAAAUGAUUGUUAUAUCUGAUUAUGGACAAACAACAAUUAAUUUUGGUUCAGCAUCAAUUGGACAAGAAUUAACACGUACUAUUCUUAUACAAAAUAUAAGUAAUAAAUCAAUACAAUUACAUAGUACUUUAUUAAAUAUUCAUGGACCAUUUCGAUUAAUAAAUGCUUUAAGAAGCGUUGAACCAGGUGAUACAACACCAAUUAAAUUAGCAUUUACACCAAAUUCAAUAAUUGAGUAUUUAGAAACAUUAGAAUUAACUAGUGAAAGUUCAAAAUUAACAUUAUGUUUAAGAGGUGUUGGUCUUAAACCUAAUGUUCAAUUAUCAUUUGAUACAAGCAAUCCAUUUUCAAUGGGAUGUGUUUUAGCUAAAGAUCGUAUUGAGAAAACAUUUCAAGUAAGAUUUUAUUAA
Messenger RNA from Rotaria sordida, 2817 nucleotides. The record is from the annotation of a GenBank genome assembly. Lineage: Eukaryota; Metazoa; Rotifera; Eurotatoria; Philodinida; Philodinidae.